AUGUCGGAUGCACAAGCUCAAUAUCUGGCCAAUAAAGUGUACAGCAAGGAGUCAGAUAAUCCGGUACCAAUGAUGGUUAAGGAAACUCAGGAACUUGGUAAGGGUGCAUUUGGCCGCGUCGUGGAAGCUACAAUGGAACCCGUCACAUCUGACAGCACGCCUACAGUACUUGGACCUUUUGGAAUCAAGAUGGUCCCAUUUGAAAGUGAAUUCAAGAGUAGAGAGUUGGAAAUUCUUAGAGGGACCUCGCAUCCCAAUAUCGUAGCAUUGAAAUACUUUUACAACUACCCAAACAAGUUGGACAAUAACAAGUUAUACCAACAUUUGGUUAUGGAAUGUCUACCCAGUACAUUACAGGCCGAGAUUCGACUGUAUUACAAAAAUAAGUUGACUCUACCAUUGAGUCAUGUGAAAGUUUACUCAUUCCAGCUGGCUCGUGGAAUGAACUAUCUCCACAGCUUUGAUAUAUGCCAUCGUGAUAUAAAACCAUCUAAUAUCCUCAUCGAUCCAUCCACGAUGGAGCUGAAAAUAUGUGAUUUUGGUUCUGCAAAGAAACUGGAGCCUAAUCAGCCCAGCGUUGCUUAUAUCAGCUCGAGAUACUAUCGUGCUCCGGAGCUGAUUGUUGGCUGUCAAUAUUAUACCCCAAAGAUCGACAUAUGGGGGUUUGGCUGUGUGAUGUCUGAGAUGCUUUUGGGCAACAUUUUGUUCAUCGGAAAGGACUCCUUACAUCAAUUGCGUGUUAUAGCACAUCUACUAGGUCCUCCAUCAAAGCAAUUUUUACAUGAAUCGAACCCCAACUACUCCGGCCCUACGUACUCCGCCAAACUGUUCAGUCCUAAAGUUUCGACCCGUUUCAACAAGGUGUUCAAUAAUUCACCACAAGAUGCGAUAGACCUACUGAUGCAUAUUUUGGUUUACGAGCCUGCCUCCAGGUUUUCAGGCUCACAAAUAAUGGCCCACCGCUUCUUCGAUCAACUGCGCGCUCCUGGUUUCACAGUGUAUCCCACCAAUGCAUCACAGGCACUUGAAAUCAGCGACACUCUAUUUAACUUUACGGACUAUGAGAAGUCUAUUAGUGCACAAUUUUUGCCUUCCAUUCUACCUAAUACAAACUAA
Messenger RNA from Komagataella phaffii GS115, 1116 nucleotides. Its product is annotated as Protein serine/threonine/tyrosine (dual-specificity) kinase. The record is from RefSeq and is a predicted model, not a curated record. Gene Ontology annotation, molecular function: protein serine/threonine kinase activity; ATP binding; protein serine/threonine/tyrosine kinase activity. Gene Ontology annotation, biological process: protein phosphorylation; signal transduction. NCBI's taxonomy places the organism in Eukaryota, Fungi, Ascomycota, Pichiomycetes, Pichiales, Pichiaceae. Gene Ontology annotation, cellular component: cytoplasm. The transcript has a single exon. Bases 1 to 1116 code for a protein of 371 amino acids.